AUGGUGACCAAGAAAGUCAGGACAGAAUACAUGAAGAAAUUCAGGGAUCCCAAAUGGGAGACGUUUUCUAAAUGCUACGAGGACUCUCUGAAGUACCGCCUGACCCGGCGGGUGAUGGAACAUUCCCACAAGCCCUGGUUCUGGGAGGGAUGGGACAGCGGCUCCGACUCCAGCGGCUGGUCCACGCCGAAGCUGACCAGGAACAAAGUCGCUCCUCUGUCUCUGCCGCCGGCCACCACCUCAGAGGUCAAACAAAAGUUGUGGGAGCUGAAAAUCAGUCCUGGACCAAAACCGCCUUCUGAAGAGGUGGAGACUGAGGUGGGAACCGGGGAGGCUCCGGUUGUGGAAGCUGCAUCAACCACAGGUGAGGAAACCACGGAAACAGGUCAAAUACAUCCAUUAGACAGCGGCGGUUCGGUGACGGCGGCUCCGAACACCAGCGGACCCUCAGACGACACGGACAACGGGCCGGCUGACACCGCGUCUUCUGAUGGAGAGCCGGCAAACCCGGUGCCAAGACGGCGUCACCGGCGUCGCACCCCUCGCUCCGAGCCGGGACGCCAAGACAGUUCCCAGGACGGAAAACCGGCUGUCGUCCGAAAACCAUCGAGAGCGAAGAGCCAACCGCCGAUCAGCACCAAGGAGAAGGAGAACCGGAGACCAUCGAGCCGGCUGGACUGGACCGAGAGACAUGUAGAGAGCCACACGUCCGACGCCUGCGUCCAGACCCGGAGGGAGUCCGACAAGCGGAGCUCCAACCUGGACCGCCGGCGGGCCCGAUCGGCCGACCUGGAGAAGAUGAACCGGUCGCAGCUGACGGUGGUGGACGACCGCUGGAUGACGGAGUACAUGCGCUGCUUCUCCGCCCGGCUGAGGUAG
This is a messenger RNA of Stegastes partitus (bicolor damselfish), 879 nucleotides long. It is a transcript of the gene ccsapa, whose product is annotated as centriole, cilia and spindle-associated protein a. NCBI's taxonomy places the organism in Eukaryota, Metazoa, Chordata, Actinopteri, Pomacentridae. Gene Ontology annotation, biological process: regulation of mitotic spindle assembly. The coding region runs from base 1 to 879 and encodes 292 amino acids. Gene Ontology annotation, cellular component: spindle; ciliary transition zone; cytoskeleton. Gene Ontology annotation, molecular function: microtubule binding. The record is from RefSeq and is a predicted model, not a curated record. The transcript has 3 exons.